Messenger RNA from Scylla paramamosain (green mud crab), 1169 nucleotides. RefSeq names its product transmembrane protein 231-like. Gene Ontology annotation, biological process: regulation of protein localization; cilium assembly. Gene Ontology annotation, cellular component: ciliary membrane; ciliary transition zone. The coding region runs from base 142 to 1065 and encodes 307 amino acids. The record is from RefSeq and is a predicted model, not a curated record. The transcript is spliced from 6 exons. NCBI's taxonomy places the organism in Eukaryota, Metazoa, Arthropoda, Malacostraca, Decapoda, Portunidae.
CAGAAGUAGCGGGUCUAAGGUAAAGGCAUUUUUGCAUGGGGCAUUUACAUGGAAACAAAGUUUCGUAGGCAGCAUAAUUCUGUUGUUACUCCUUGAAAAGUAUGUGCCACAUGCCUGAUUCUGGUUUUGUGUGCAGUCAGGAUGUGGGUGGUGCACCAGCAACCCUAUGCUAUAUAUCACAAGGCAGCUGUCUGUUCCAAGGCAACCUGCUUUUCUUUCCUUAUCUUCCUGGUGACGUUAGUGACCCCACUUGUGCUGGUGUACAGAAGUCAAGGGCUUUGGGUGCGAGAAGUCUACCAGCGAGAGCAGCCAGAUGUACGGUUCAAGCAUGAGGUGCUGCUAACCCUCAAUACCCAAGAAGGUCCACUUGUGUGGUCCACCUUUCCAAGCUUCAAUACCCUUAUGGCUCGCCACCUUCGUGUCUCCUUUCUUCAGUCCCACGAAGAAGACAAGGACCAUGAUGGGAUGCAGGACAAGCUGGAACUAGAAGUGUCAGUGCCAUUGUUCCCAAAGGAGAUGGUGUAUGGUGUAACACUGACACUCACAUUUUACUACGUCUUACAUCAAAAUCAAGUUGUGUUGGAGGGCUUAGCUCACAUGCAGCAUCAAUCUGGAGUACCUCUUGCUGGUAUCUCCACCUGGGGAGACCUCUCUUUAAACCAGCGCCAUCCCUUGCCAUCCACUGGCAUCUAUAACAUCUAUGAUAUUCCUGCUUUUCCCACUUCCAUCUCCUCUGCAGCUGAUUGGAGGCUAGACAGCAUUUUAGCAAAUUACUGGGAGAGGAACAUAACUACAAGGGUGAGCAACAGCUACAGUGUGGAACAGACAGGAGCAGGUGGGGACAUGUUUACCCUUAGGCUGCAUCUUCACUAUCCUGCCCAGCAAAUCUGGAUCAUUCCUAGUCUGGCAUUCCUGCUGAAGAGUGCCUGGAUCCAGUACCUCUCUGUGCUGGUUCUAGUGGCAUAUCUCACCUCCUGCAUUAAACACUGGGUUUUCUCCUCCCGUCUCCUUCCUGCCUGGAUUCGUUAUCCUCAGAAUGCCCAUGAGCCAUUUAAACGAGAUUAGGCGCACACACACACACACACACACACACACACACACACACACACACACACACACACACACACACACACACACACACACACACACACACACACACAAGAUAAAAA